Molecule: messenger RNA, 612 nt
Organism: Fonsecaea multimorphosa CBS 102226
Lineage: Eukaryota; Fungi; Ascomycota; Eurotiomycetes; Chaetothyriales; Herpotrichiellaceae
Exons: 1
Coding region: 1-612 (203 amino acids)
Source: RefSeq, a predicted model, not a curated record
AUGGAAAGAAUGGCGCAACGUCAAUGGCGUCACAGCGCUCCUAACCUCCGUAACCUGACGGUGCCUCAUAUCGGAGAGAUUGCUGAUGCUCCUACAGCGCCCAGUUGGCCCGCAAACUCAUACAUGUCAGCCCCCUGGGGUACAAGUUCUAUGCACUCUCUCAGUGUUCCGACUCUUUCGUCGCCAUCUUCGCGGUUUCCGCAAGCGCCGUACCAGACUGUUCCGACUCACGUUCCUCAAACGCCAGUCCUACGCCCGACACAGUUUCUGCAAGGAGGAAUCGGAUAUCCACACCAGCACGAUUUUGGUGUCGCUCAAGCUGGACAAGAAGGAAUCAGUCCUACUAAUACCGUUUCUACCUACGAGUUGAGCUCCCCGAAAGGCUUUUCGGUCACUUUCGCACCUGCUGCUCAAUUCAACGUGCUUGACGCAAUGAAUCAGUUGCACAUCUCUCAACCACAUGAAGCCUAUAUGCAGCCUUCGAGUAUACCGAUCACAGCGCUUGAACAAAGACAUUUCCCCCUGUCGCAACUCCCCAGCAUGCUUGAUCACCAAAGUGCAGCAUUUCGACUUGAGAAAGCCAGAAAGGGCCGAGGUCAGCGGUCCUGCUAG